Messenger RNA from Musa acuminata subsp. malaccensis (wild Malaysian banana), 3444 nucleotides. Its product is annotated as putative disease resistance protein RGA3. Gene Ontology annotation, biological process: defense response to other organism. NCBI's taxonomy places the organism in Eukaryota, Viridiplantae, Streptophyta, Magnoliopsida, Zingiberales, Musaceae. Gene Ontology annotation, molecular function: ADP binding; protein binding. The record is from RefSeq and is a predicted model, not a curated record.
AUGGCGAUGUUCCUUGAGUUCUUUGUUCCAAGGUACCUUGGAAAACUAGCAGAGUUCGUCGAGGGAGAGGCAUGCAAGGUGCUUGGUGCAAAGAAGGAGAUCAACAAGUUUCAGAGUCGGUUGGCGACGAUCCAACUUUAUCUCAAGGAUGCAGAGAAGAAGAGGCAUGAAGAUGCAACCGUCAAAAGUUGGGUGAUGCGUAUGAAGGACGUCAUGUACGACGCUGAUGACGUGAUUGAUCUGUGCAUGUUCGAAGGUGGAAAAUUAUUGGAGGCUCGGACAUCAGCUUCUUCUUUAGGUGUAUGCUUGCCUUUUCAUUUGCUUUCUUCUUGCUUUACAUGUAUCAGAUAUCGUCAUCAAGUAAGCAGUAGAAUCAAAGAACUUAAUGACAGGUUUAGACAAAUUGCAGAGGAUAGUUCGAUAGUAGCUACUCUAGUGAAGUCAGACCAAGGUUCCUCUUCCCAAUCCCAAGAUAACAUGCUAAGGUCUCGCGAGACACAUUCGCUGGAGGUUAAGUCGGACAUUGUAGGAACACAAAUCGAAGAUGCAACCCAAAAUAUAAUUAAUAAGAUAAUGCAGAAUGACAAAUCUAAGUGUCAGAUCUUUGGAAUCGUUGGGAUGGGUGGGAUCGGGAAGACCACACUAGCACGUAAGAUAUUCAACGAUGAAAGGAUCAAAAACAAGUUUCCAAAACGGAUAUGGUUGUAUGUUUCUAAGAAUUAUGCAGAGAUUGAUUUACUAAACAAGAUUAUUAGGAGUGCCGGAGGAAAUGUUAUAGGAGGUGAAAGCACAGAACAACUCGUAGAACAACUUGUGUCUCUCGUUUCACAAGAUUUCUUUGUGGUAUUGGAUGAUGUAUGGGGCACAGAUGUAUGGGAGAAAUUACUCAGGGAUCCUAUGAUGAGUGGAGUAGCUAGCAGUAGGAUCGUAGUUACUAGUAGAUACGAAGACGUGGUCAAAAGAAUAGGAAGUAGACAUAUCCACCAUGUCGACAGAAUGGAUACCGAGAGUGGCUGGGCAUUGCUCUGUAAAAUAGUUUUUCGAGAAGAGGAGGAUCCUGAGAUUGGGAGGUUAAAAGAAAUAGGAAAGAAAAUUGUCGAAAAAUGUGAUGGGCUUCCCCUUGCCAUCAAGGCCGUGGGAGGAGUUUUAAGAUCCAAGGAAACAAGUCAGGCAGAGUGGAAGAAAGUUGUUGAAAGUGAUUGGUGGCAUAUGAAACAGAUGGAAGAAGAAGUACCGAGGGCCUUAUACUUAAGCUACGAGGAUUUACCAUAUCAUCUCAAACCCUGUUUUCUUUAUUGUGCUCUUUACCCCUCAGAUAAUUCCCGACUACUUGCUCUACUUUGGGUGGCCGAAGGCUUUAUAGCUGAACAAGGAGAGAGGUUAAUAGAAGAUAUAGCUCUUGACUGCUAUAGGGAGCUAAUUCAGAGGAAUCUUUUGCAACCAGAUCCUUAUUCUGUGGACCAGGAUAUCUUCGUCAUGCAUGAUCUUCUGCGAUCUCUUGGUAAAAGUUUGGUAGAAGGAGAAAGCAUUUGCAUGAUAGAUGACAAAACGUCGAAAAUGAAUUCCUCGAUGAUGAAGAUUCGCCGUUUGUCAAUGUCAACUACGAGGGAAAUAUUAACACUCCCCGGUGAAGUCAUGAAACAGAGUGAUCGUUUGAGAACGUUGAUUCUCUUCGACAGCCACCAAACAAAGACCGUCGAGGAUGAUGUGCUCAAAAGAUUAAGACAUCUACGAGUCCUGGACUUGGCCUACACAUCCAUCGAGACAAUUCCCGAUACCAUCGGAAAAUUGAUACAUCUGCGAUACCUAUGCCUUGCAUAUACAAAGAUCCAUGAGAUACCAAAAACCGUAGGGCGCCUCGCAAACCUGCAAAUGCUGAUGGUGGAGGGGUGCCAACAAUUGCAUGUACUACCCAAGGCCAUCAUCCGAUUGCAUAACCUACGAUGUCUUGCUCUUACUGGUAGUCCACUGACUCACAUACCCAAAGGAAUAGGGAGAUUGAAGAAUCUUAACAGUAUCAUGGGAUUUGUGGUUGGCUAUGAUGAGUCGAGGAGCAAGCCGGAUGAGGAAUGGUGUGACCUAGAGGAGCUGAAAUCCCUAUCCAAGAUGAGACAUUUAAGCAUUUAUCGGUUGCAGAGGGCAACAAUAAACGGAGUCUCCGUGCUCACAAGCAUGUCCAUGCUUAGGGAACUGACAUUAGGAUGGACGAUGUCCGUAGAUCCGUGCAGCAGCGAAGAUCAGAUCCAAAGAGCGGAGAAGAUAUUCGACCAGCUCUCUCCUCCAUCAAGCCUGCAAAAGCUGUGGAUCAAAGGGUUUCCUGGUCGACGAUUUCCGAGCUGGAUGAUGUCAAAGACGACUCCCACGGGUGAUUCUUUGCCCAACCUGAAAUUCUUAUCUAUUUGGGAUCUUCCAUCAUGGGUGGAGCUCCCUCCAGUGAGCCGAUUCCCCCAGCUCAAAUGGUUUGAUGUUAACCGAGCGAAAGCAAUCAAAACUAUCGGCCCUGAAUUCCUCGGUCUGGGAGACGCAGGAGGAGAACCCACGUGUCGCAAGCUUGAACAUACGAAAUUCGAAGACAUGCCCAACUGGGAAGAAUGGGUGGAGAAGAAGGUCGAUGGUGAUGAUGGCGGACGAGCCCUGAGGCUGAGGCCACUUUCUAAUCUAAAAUCUUGUCGGCUUCAAAACUGUCCCAAGCUGAGAGCUCUUCCGGAUGUCCUACGCCAUGCUCCCAACUUGGAAAGACUCGUCAUCUGGAACAAUCAUUUCAUGAGGGAAAUUGAUGAUCUCCCAUUCUUGGCGGAUAAGCUAAUAGUCGUACAAAUGGAGAUGCUGCAAAGGAUAUCCAACCUCCCAUCGGUGAAGGAGUUGAAUAUUGUUCUCUGCCCACGAUUGGAGUUCGUGGAGAAUCUGAACAUGCUGCAACACCUGCGUCUCGAAUGUCCACCGGAAGCAGAGCAGCUUCCCAUGUGGCUUGCGGACCUGAUCGAGCAACAUCGAACUGCACCUUCCGCUCGCCGGAGCUUCAAAAUAUUUGAGCUCGACUGUGGCUUGCCGCUACUCAGCAGCUGCCUCAAGGGGGAGCCAAAUUGGCACAUCAUUCAACAGAUUCCGGAGGUCAGAAUUCAAACCUAUGACGAGAGGAAUUUCUUAUAUGCAAAGGAUCAUGACAUCUAUGAAACAAAUGUGGGUUCAGAAUGAGCAGAUUCAGCUUCCUCGAUCCUAAGUUUGUGUGCCUCUCUUUCUCCCUUCGGUUGCUUGUAGCUGCUGCAUAUUAUGCCGUGGUCUUCGUACCCACUCUCUCCUUCCUUGCAGGAUCAAUCAAUAAUUUGUGGUGGGCGUUUUAUCAAUAAUUUUUAGGGGAGAGUGAUCGAGUUUGAAUGCUUCCUUCUAUCAUAUUCGGCAGUUGUUAUCUAUGUGCAAUCUUAUUUCAAUUCGAGAACAAUUUUU